CUAACCGUGCGCAUCUGUUUUGGCAACCACCUACGUGUCAUCUCAUUCGCUGUCGCGUUUUGCCGACAAGCUUUUGUUGGUUUUUUUCACUGUCCAUGAAGUCAAUAUCUUUCGGAACGAACGGCGGAAUGUGUAUCCAACUGUAAAGUGUAGCAGAUAAUCCAAAACUACGGCCAAAACAUAAAACAACAGGAAACAAAAUUAGUCAUUCGAUUGCGGGCUGUCUGACCGUUGGCUCGCACCGAAGAAAGCUUACGUGAAAAAAUGAAUCGUUCAACCGCAGGUUCAACCUUCAUAAACUAUCGGAAAACUGCCGGCUACUCGAGUCUGAUUACGUUCGCCGUGCUGCUGCUGGCCUGGUUAUGCGGGUUCUCCAGCCGUCUGUUUGCCGUCAUUCGAUUCGAGAGCAUCAUCCAUGAGUUCGAUCCCUGGUUCAAUUAUCGCGCAACGGCGCACAUGGUCGAGAAUGGAUUCUACAAGUUUCUCAACUGGUUCGACGAAUCGGCCUGGUAUCCAUUGGGUCGAAUUGUGGGUGGAACUGUCUAUCCCGGAUUGAUGAUAACCUCCGGCGGUAUCCACUGGUUGCUGCAUACACUCAACAUUCCUGUGCACAUCCGCGAUAUCUGUGUCUUCCUGGCGCCGAUAUUCAGCGGAUUAACGGCCAUUUCCACGUAUCUGUUGACGAAGGAGCUGUGGUCCGCUGGGGCUGGAUUGUUUGCUGCUAGUUUUAUCGCUAUCGUCCCCGGAUACAUUAGCCGAUCGGUAGCUGGAUCUUACGAUAACGAGGGUAUAGCGAUCUUUGCCCUGCAGUUUACCUACUACCUCUGGGUGAAGUCUGUCAAAACCGGGAGCGUGUACUGGGCCGUUUGUUCGGCUCUGUCCUAUUUUUAUAUGGUGUCGGCUUGGGGCGGUUACGUGUUCAUCAUCAACUUGAUCCCUCUGCACGUGUUUGCUCUGCUCGUCAUGGGUCGCUAUUCUCCCCGACUGUUCACAUCCUACACGACCUUCUACAUUCUGGGAUUGAUCCUAUCGAUGCAAAUUCCAUUUGUUGGGUUCCAACCUAUCCGUACCAGUGAACACAUGGCAGCAUCGGGCGUUUUCCUGCUACUGUUCGCUGUGGCAGCGCUCAAGCAUCUACAGACGGUUCUGUCCAAGCAGGAAUUUAAGAAGCUAUUCAUCAUCGGCGGUUUAGCUGCCGCUGGAGUCGUCUUUGCCGGUGUAGUCCUAUUGACAAUGCUCGGAGUGAUUGCUCCCUGGAGUGGCCGGUUCUAUUCGCUGUGGGAUACCGGUUAUGCCAAAAUUCACAUUCCUAUCAUUGCGUCCGUCUCGGAACAUCAACCCACGACGUGGUUUUCAUUCUUUUUCGAUUUGCACAUUCUGGUGUGUACCUUCCCGGUUGGAUUGUGGUAUUGUAUCAAGAAGAUCAACGACGAGCGGGUGUUUGUGAUUCUGUAUGCGAUCAGUGCUGUGUAUUUUGCCGGUGUCAUGGUUCGACUGAUGCUGACGUUGACUCCGGUGGUUUGCAUACUGGCGGGAGUAGCUUUCUCCGGGCUGCUGGAGGUAUUCCUCAAGGAGGAUGCUACACCGAACGGUAAGGAUGGAAAUGAUUCCGAACAUGAGGAACCGGCUGGCGAGAAGAAGCAGUUGUAUGAUAAGGCAGGAAAAUUGAAACAUCGUCCGAAGCACGACAGUUCAGCGCACGGAGCACAUGGGGAACAGAACGUCGGGUUGGGAUCAAAUGUCAAAAGUAUAAUUAUUGUGGCCAUUCUGAUGUUGCUGAUGAUGUUUGCCGUGCAUUGUACCUGGGUUACCUCGAAUGCUUACAGCAGCCCGUCGAUUGUACUGGCAUUCUAUAACAGCAACGAUGGAUCCCGAAACAUUCUGGAUGACUUCCGUGAGGCUUAUUACUGGCUUUGGCAGAACACCGCACCGGAUGCCCGUGUGAUGUCCUGGUGGGAUUACGGAUAUCAGAUAGCGGGAAUGGCAAACCGGACAACCCUAGUGGAUAAUAACACCUGGAAUAACAGUCACAUUGCGCUGGUUGGAAAGGCGAUGUCCUCACCGGAAGAUAAAGCGUACGAAAUAAUGACCUCGUUGGAUGUGGACUACGUGCUGGUGAUCUUUGGCGGUGUGAUCGGCUACAGCGGAGAUGACAUCAAUAAGUUCCUGUGGAUGGUGCGGAUUGCCGAGGGGGAACAUCCGAAAGAUAUCCGGGAGAGUGAUUACUUCACCGAUCGGGGCGAGUUCCGGAUCGAUGCUGAAGGCGCACCGGCCCUGCUCAACUGUUUGAUGUACAAACUCAGCUACUAUAAGUUUGGGGAAUUGAAGUUGGAUUACAGAGGCCCUGCCGGCUAUGACCGCACUCGGAAUGCCGUCAUCGGAAAUAAAGACUUUGAGCUGACCUAUUUGGAGGAAGCCUACACGAGCGAGCACUGGUUGGUGCGUAUUUACCGGGUAAAAAAGCCGCACGAAUUCAAUCGACCAGCAUUGAAACCGGACGACAGGAUCGUACCAGCGGGAGAUUUCGUAUCCCGGAAGACCUCCAAACGGAGGAAAGGUCUUAUCAAGAACCGUCCGGUCGUGGUUAAGGGAAAGCGAAAUAAGUAAGCAGCCGCUGAAAGUAAUCCCCCCCCCCCAAUUUGCUGCUAUCGUAGCGUACUACUACUAUUAAACACUUCUUUUUUCGACUGAGUUCAAAAAGAAAGUAGAAAGGUGUGUCUUUCUGUGUGAUUUUGUCAGUACAUCAAUGAUUCGUCGUUAUUGUUUGUGUUAAUGCACCUCUCAGCCUGCAUAUUGCAGGACAAACGUCUAGUUACAAGCAUCAUUUUUCUCAAAUGUCUCAGAAUUUUCAGUUCCAUCGUCUCAGAAAAUGUUACUAUGAGUACGUAAUUUUAAAAUAAGCAUUGGAACUAAAUUUGCUGAAAACCCAUAAAAAAACAAAUCUUUAUCGAAUCACUUAGUAGCCCAUCCUGAAUACUAACCACAAGUAACGCUGCAAUUCUUGCGACGGCUAAAAAACCGUUUGUUUCAACUAAAAACCCACCCAUCGGAAUACUGUGAAUCGGUGGUUUAAUAAUCAUGAAUAUAGUUAUAUGUAAUAGAUUUCCGCUUCUCCAAUCAGUCUAGGCUUUUCUUUAACGAUCUUGUUCCGUAGCAGUAAUGAAAAAUAAUAAAAUAAAAUAAUUAUCUGUUUGACUGAAGGCUGUUUGAUAUGAUGAUCGGGUUAUUUAGUUUAGCGAGUUUGCCCCUUGGAAAGAAUUGAGUUGAAUAAUACAAAACGGGCGCUUUAGGCAUUUAUAUAGAUCACCGUCGCUGAUCGGUAGCGUGUUUUAUUUCAUUUUUCAGCGCACUACUAAGGCGAGGGUAAAUAUUAGGGAGCUACCGGCGGAAGACGUUUAGCAAAAAUGAUACAGUUUCAGUGAAUCAAUAAAUAAUACACAAAAAUAUCAA
This is a messenger RNA of Topomyia yanbarensis, 3450 nucleotides long. RefSeq names its product dolichyl-diphosphooligosaccharide--protein glycosyltransferase subunit STT3B (gene Stt3B). Lineage: Eukaryota; Metazoa; Arthropoda; Insecta; Diptera; Culicidae. Gene Ontology annotation, cellular component: membrane. The transcript has 5 exons. Gene Ontology annotation, biological process: post-translational protein modification. The coding region runs from base 265 to 2607 and encodes 780 amino acids. Gene Ontology annotation, molecular function: dolichyl-diphosphooligosaccharide-protein glycotransferase activity. The record is from RefSeq and is a predicted model, not a curated record.